Molecule: messenger RNA, 1390 nt
Organism: Sclerotinia trifoliorum
Lineage: Eukaryota; Fungi; Ascomycota; Leotiomycetes; Helotiales; Sclerotiniaceae
Source: the annotation of a GenBank genome assembly
UUCUUCAGGAUCCAAUAUGAAUUGGCCUUCCUGACCACAAGUAUCCGAUCGGAAGAGCAGCUAGAGUUGAAUUCGUCACUAUAUCCUUUCGAGAUUUGGAAGUAUUUCUUACGAAACACUUACACCAUAGCUUCAAUGGAGCAUGUAUACAACCUGACGCACCAAAGCAACCGGCUCCAUUAGUCUCUAAUAGUUCACAAAGUUGGUCAUCUAUCCUCCCACUUCUCCAAUCCCGAUCUCGAAAUAGUCAGUCAUUGAGCCGGCCUUCCACUAAAGAUAUGAACAAGUGUUAACACCUCUUUAGGAUUCCUCUUACAGACCAGAGACAGAUGGACCUUGACCAAAUUAGCUAGAUUACAUCUAAUAGUUCGAAAAAAGAGAAAGUUUCUUUUCAACGGACUCGAUCGCGCCAUCUGUAGCUUUGAAGAACUGAAAAAGUUUCUUGUGGAAUCUUAUACAAGACUUUGAUUAUCUCCUUCCUUUGAAAUUUUCUUCAUCCCCCAAAAAUCAUCAACAGAAAACAUUUCACCAUGUAUUUCUCAAAAGCUGUUAUCGCUGCCAUUAUGGCCUUAACUUUAGUACAAGGUAUUCCAGUUGUAAGUUAACAUUCUGUGUAUAUCAACUGAAUACCGCUAACAAUUCCCAGAAACCUCGCUGUGAUGAAUGCGGCGGUAAAGGCAAAUUAAACAGCGACGAACGAACCGUCUACGUGGGACCCCCUGGUGACCCCAAAAGUAUUUUCGUAUGUUCCAUUCUACUUCGAUUUGUCUUGAUCAUGGGCAGAAGGCCACACAUUUACUUACCUGCUGACUCAUCACUAGAUUUUUCCCUCUCACGAAGCUUGUGUGCAGGGUAAGCUCGGUAAACGUUUCCGCAGACUUCGCAUCCCUGAAUAUAUGCUCGAGGACAGAUGUAAGCCUAUCAAGGAGUUUUGUAAUAAAUGCCCUGCAAGUGAGAAGUUUAAACCUGGAGGAGAAUUAUUUGGCAAGAACCCUCAUGCGAUGAUGGGAGAGGAAAUUGUUCGCGCCUGCGGAGAUCAUUGUGGAAUCACCUACCCUGAAGAGAAUGAAAAUAUUAACGUGGAAGGGGCAAAGGAAGUUGUGGAGGAGACAAAAGAAGAGAAGGCAGUCGAGGAGAAGCCAGCCGAGGGAAAGCUAGUGGAGCUAAUUGAAGCGAAGCCAGCUGAGGAGGAGAAAUCAGGUGAGGAGAAGACAGUUGAGGAAGAGGCAGCUGAAGAGGAUCCCGUUGGAGAAGAGGAGUCAGUCAAAGAGGACCCUGUUAAGGAGGAGUAGGCUGCGCAACCGGGCUCCACAGGGCAGAUUAUUGCUUUGAUGGGUAAUCCGCGGAUAACCCAUUUGCAGGGCGGGUUAUUGGAAAAUCUGGAUAGGUA